UUCUGGCAUCAAAGUCAACGGCAACGGGACAGGCAAGGGCACUUGAAGCAACUGGAACCGCAGCAGCAAGAACAGGAGCUGCUCCUGCGACAGAUGGCAACCGCAUCAAUGGCAUUGUGCAGAAUCCUGACCGCUAUGUGCCCGGCUCUCCCAUCUUUCGCGACAGCAGUCCAGCGCGCGCCGCCACCUCAGCCUCGGGGGCGCCUAUAACAGCUGCACCAGCCCCAGCCACGUCCAGGAGGAGCUCCAAAGCCAUGACGGCGUCUGUAACAAAUGCAGCACAGGGAAGCAACAGCAGCAACAUCAACAAUUCCAUUGCCGGCAAAUCCCGACCGCCCGCCUGCUACAUGAGCACUCGAUCCGCUGCCAUGAUGGCGCUGGCACUGGGCCAAACAUCCUCCAGUGGCAGCUCCAACGUCCAACGCUCCUCCACGCCCGUCCACACCCAGAGCGCAGCCAGUCCGAACGCUUCGCCGCGUCCCAGCCACAGGAACGUGCCGUCUGUCGUCGCUUCACCCGCCAGCGAUGCGUCCCGGUCGAAGCCAUCAACACCAACGGCCACGCGGGCAGCAGUCGUGGCAGCCCUGAAUGGUGGUGGGAUCUUCUCGGGCGGCAGCAACUCCAGCGGCUCCGACAAUGAUGGCUUCAGCACUUCGGGCUCAUCAACGGCCACGGCGCUGCGGCGACUGUACUUUAAGAGCGGUCGCAGCAUCAAGAACAAGAUCAAUGCCUCGACGACAUCCUCGUCGGCGACGCCACUGAACGGCCUGCCGCUGAAUCCCGUGUCCAGCGCCUACCACAAUUCUGUGAGUGGAAUGCACAGCAUGGCCGUGGCAGGCGGUGGAGUGCCCAAGCUGGUUGUAAUGGGCACAUCGUCAGCCUCCAUACCGGACACCAACAUCAACACAUCCACGGACUCGGCCUCCACGCUCAUCACGAACGUCACCCACACGGACACCUCGGAGACGUGCGACUCUUUGGACUUGGGCGACAACUCGGGUCCCAGCGAGCCGCUAUUCAGUUCACUGGAGGAGCCGCUGCUCACCGCCAUUCAAAUCGAUUCUGAGCACGAGACGAGCGGCAGCGGCGGCGGCAUCGGCACUGAACUGGAACUAACGAGCUGCUCACGCUAUCCGCCCAGGCCCGACAUGAAUCUGCAGGACAGCACGGAGAGCCAGGAAUCCUGUUUAUCCAUAUUGACGGCUGAGCAGUCGUCCACCACUCCACUGCUCUCGUCACAGCGACGCCAAGCGGCUGGUGGCCAUUCGCCAGGGAGCCGCAGGGAGGAGCGACAGCCGAGCAGCCGUAGGGAGCCCAGCACGGCGCCUCCGCCGACACGAGUGCGGGACCACUUCACCUUCGAUCCCCCGCUGUCACCCAAGUCGGCGCGCAGCAGCGAAAAGGCUCGCAGUCAUUUCACAUUCAAGGACGAGCCCCAGGCGCAGGCAGAGACGCGUCGUGGCUACAACUCGUACUACGCGGGGCCAGCUAAUGGAGGAGGAGCAGCAGCAGGCAAGGGAGCAGAGGGAGUACACAGUGCUGGUGGGGGACGCACUGUGCCCGCCAGCGAGGGUGAUGGCGAUGAGGAGGAUGACGAACGCGGCAGCGGGGCAACUGCCGCCGGCAAUCGCAACAAGAAGCUGCGUCCCAGGGAGCGUGACACAAAUGCAAAUGACGCCUCUCGCACAUACAUAUCGCCCGGAGUAUCGCCAUCGAACAGCCGGCGCAACAGCCCCAAGCGGGAUAAGAAGCGAACGACACCCUCCGCCUCGACGGGGGCCAUCGCCAAGGUCAGCUCGGCGCCGCCCACCAUGAAGGAUGGCCACUUUUUCAGCUCUUCCGGCAAGCAACGGCAGACCCCCCAGCAGCUGUCGCCCUCAGCCACGGUGAGUGCCGCCCAGCAGCGAAAGUACUCCUCGAGCUCGUCCAGCGGCAGCAGCGAGCGCUGUCUGCGUGAGCUGGCAGCGGCGCCUGGCACCAUGUUUCCCUUUGACCGGGAGGCGCUGGAUCACGAGAGAAUCCAGAGGGAAUGCUUUGCGCCCAGCUCGUCGACGGGCAGCGUCAGCAGCGACUCGGAUGAGGCGGAGAACCGUUCGGUGUACGAGCGGAAGCUGGGAGCGGACAUCUUCCAGCAGUACUCGCGUCUCAGCCAGCAGGAGCAACUGCAGCAGCAUCUGCACCAGGAGCAACGCGAGUGGGAGCGGGAUAGAGAUCGAGAUCGGGAUCGACCACCGUCCCGCAAGAACUCGAAGCGCAUACGACCAGACUCGGUGAUCCACACGACCAUCAGGGAGAACCAGCAGUAUGUGCCGCAAUCGGACGCCUUCUAUCCGCAGGCCAAGUCCUCCUCCUCGCCCAGUGAUCACUCCUACGCGGAGCUGAACAAGUUCGACGACAUAGCCAACAAGUUCGAACAGAUCCCGCCCAAGCAUGGUUCCACCUCCACCCUCAACCUGCACAUGCCCAGUCCGGGCAGCGAUUCCGGUCAGCUGUCGACCCUCAGCCCAACGGACACCAACCGCAAGCGCUCCUUCAAGACCAAGUCAAACAAGAGCAGAGCCAAAGAGGAUUACGGCUUUCAGCUGGAGGAGCGUGGCGCUGGACCCAUCAAUGUUACGGCAAAUCCCAUGGAGGCGGCUGCGGUUUGCAAGCAGCCACGCGCCACCAUCGUUGUGCAGCAGCUCAUAAAACGAUGCGCAGGCAGCGAUCGAUUCAGUAAAGCAAAGCAACGGUAA
Drosophila guanche is the source of this 2735-nucleotide messenger RNA. RefSeq names its product pneumococcal serine-rich repeat protein-like. Bases 255 to 2735 code for a protein of 826 amino acids. The transcript is spliced from 7 exons. Lineage: Eukaryota; Metazoa; Arthropoda; Insecta; Diptera; Drosophilidae. The record is from RefSeq and is a predicted model, not a curated record.